Messenger RNA from Rhagoletis pomonella (apple maggot), 3188 nucleotides. RefSeq names its product E3 ubiquitin-protein ligase MIB2-like. Gene Ontology annotation, cellular component: cytoplasm. Gene Ontology annotation, biological process: protein ubiquitination. Lineage: Eukaryota; Metazoa; Arthropoda; Insecta; Diptera; Tephritidae. The record is from RefSeq and is a predicted model, not a curated record. The transcript is spliced from 5 exons. Gene Ontology annotation, molecular function: ubiquitin-protein transferase activity; metal ion binding; protein binding. The annotation marks the transcript as partial.
AUUACCAUUUUCAGAGUACGUCUGCCUCCACGAAAAAAUUCAAAACGAGUCCAACUUAAAGGAAUAUUUGUUGGAGCCAAAGUUGUUCGUGGUCCUGAUUGGGAGUGGGGCCAGCAGGACGGUGGCGAAGGCAAAACUGGGCGUGUUAUGGAAAUUCGCGGUUGGGACAAUGAGUCUUGUAGAAGCGUAGCUAAUGUUUCUUGGGUAACGGGUUCUACAAACGUCUAUCGUUUAGGUCAUAAAGGUAACGUUGAUUUAAAGUGUACUGUACCGUCGAUAGGAGGAUACUAUUACAAAGACCACAUGCCUGUUUUAGGUCAACUGGAAGAGCAACAACCCGUUGUACCCACUGUGAAGCCAACAUUCUCAGUUGGGGAUCGGGUAAAGGUGUGUCUUGAUGUUGACGCACUAAUGAAACUGCAGCAAGGGCACGGUGGAUGGAACCCCCGAAUGGUGGAACAGUUACCUAAAUUGGGUACCGUCCAUCGCAUUACCGAGAAGGGCGACAUACGGGUUCAGUACGAUAAUUGUCCUAAUCGUUGGACCUUUCAUCCGGCUGCUCUUGUAAAGGUUAUGUCAUUUCGCGUUGGCGAUCUGGUGACUAUAAUAAACGAUGCGAACAAGGUUCAGCAACUGCAAAAAGGGCAUGGUGAAUGGAUUGACCUUAUGCGUUAUGCUUUGGGAAAACAUUGCAAAGUUGUAAAGGUUUACUCGGAUGGUGAUUUGCGCAUUCAACAACUCGAUGAUGGUUUCGAGUGGACAUUAAAUCCGAAAUGCGUGCGUUUAGAGCGAUCCCCAUUGGCUACUGCAGCAGAACGUUCAAACAGUAUGAUGGACCUAAGUCAUAGGCGCACAGAUCAUGUUAUGACACCGUUAUCAGGCCUAUCUGGUACGUCAAUGGCCGAUAAGCUGGUUCGUGAGGCGGCCCAAGGUCAUUUAGACUUUGUGAAGCAGUACUUAGAUGCCCAUCCAGAACAAGUGAAUGUGAUGAGUGGUGGCAAAGCUUGCAUACAAGUGGCCGCUCAUCAGGGCUAUGUUGAUCUUGUAAAAUAUCUCAUUAUCAAAGGCUCGAAUGUGAAUGUUGUGGACAAGGAGGGCGAUUCGGCGCUUCACUAUGCAGCUUUUGGUAAUCAGCCCGAAACGAUGCGUGUCCUACUGCAAAGCAGAGCUGAUAUCAAUUUUCUAAAUUCAAGCCAUUGCUCAGCAUUGCACAUAUGCGCACACAAGAAAACGCCACAUUGCGUGCGAGAACUGCUUCAAUUCGGCGCCGAUGUGAAUAUUCAAGAUUCCUACGGUGAUACGGCGCUGCACGAUGCCAUUGGCAAGGAAAACACAGAAGUUGUCGAAUUAUUAUGUAAUGCACCGAAUUUAGAUUUCCUGAUAAAAAACAAUCGAGGUUUUAACGUACUGCACCAUGCCUCGCUUAAGGGCAACGUGGUCGCAGCUAAACGCAUACUGCAACUGGCUCGGCAACUAGUAAACGUUAAGAAAGAUGAUGGUUUUGCCGCGUUGCAUUUGGCCGCCCUAAAUGGUCACGCACACGUUGUCGAGACAUUGAUAAUAGAGGGUCUGGCAGAAAUUGAUAUACGAAAUAACCGCCGUCAAACACCGUUUCUUUUAGCAGUUUCGCAAGGACACGCGUCCGUAAUUGAGCGACUUGUAACUCUCGGUUGCGAUAUUAUGGCUCGUGAUGAAGAUGGCGACAAUGCAAUGCACUUAUGUGUAAUUAAGAAAACUAAUUUGCAACAAGCAGCUGAACCGUCCGGAGAAGACGCACCGGAGAUACGAGCAAUCUUCGAUAAUCUUUCCCACGUUCUAGACGAUCGUCUCAUGUAUACAAUCCUUUGUUAUUUAUCGUCGCGUGGUUGCCGCGUAGAGCAAAAUAACAAAGGCACAAAUAUUUUCGAAUGGAUCACAAACAAGGAUAUGAAAGAUUUAAUUUUGGGCUACCAAUGCCCAGUGAGAUUGCAGACUGGUGUACCGCAGUCGUCGACAGCGAUUAACGAAAUCAACAAUGCAUCAGGCGAUGUGGAGCGCAACAUACAGGCCCUAAAUUUAAACCCAGAAAGCGAAGUGGGCGGCACGGCUGGUGUGGCCGGCGCUGUUGCUGGGCCUAGUAACCACUCUGUUGAUAUCAUUAUAGAUGCAUUACAACCCAAUAAUUUUACGCAGAUGGCUACACCCAACAGAAGCACUCCAACUCAUCACAUUGACCGCUCAACCGAAGAGCCAGCAGGACUAAAAAAACUCAACUCUGAUCGGCAAGCACAGGUCAAUGCAUUAGGCAGUGGAAGUAAUGCGCUGGACACUCAAUAUGUACAUAUGACUCCGAUUCCUUCAACUUCCGGUGUUAAUCAACCGACUGGUAUUCGCAAAAAAGCGCCGAAACCACCUGCAGCCAGCGGUGAGCGAGGUUCACCGGAAUGCGCUGCGGUUUCCAGACCGAGUCCGAAAGCUACACCUCCGCCACCGCCCCCAAACGUUCCUUUCCACAACGGCCCUCAGGAGUGUAUAGUUUGCGACGAAAAGUUGCAACUUAUUAAAUUUGAGCCAUGUCAACAUCAGAUUUCCUGUGAGGAAUGUGGCUUGCGUAUGAAAAAGUGCCUGCGCUGUGGUGUUCAAAUCGAGCGACGCAUAACUGCCGGUGGACGUUUGGUGGCCAGUUCUGACCAGACACGCAUACCCUCCGCUGAUCGUUUGAGGUAUUUGGAAAAUAAAAUACAAGAGUAUGAAGAGACGCACUAUUGCAGCAUCUGUAUGGAACGGACACGUGACGUCGCAUUUUUGUGUGGUCAUGGUGCAUGCUCACGAUGUGCGGACACCUUGCGCACCUGCCACAUGUGCCGUAAAACCAUCCUAAGAAAGAUCAAUUUAUAUUAAGUGACACUCGAUUCUUCAAAAAGCUACAUUACCACGACCCAACAAAGGUAGUAAUUCUUUAAAAGUACGGUGUGCCUGAACCAGCCGUAAAUGAAAGGUUCUUGCAUAUGGGUUUUUUUGGCGUGAUUCUGUUAUACGAUGAAAUUAGAAACUGUUUGAAAAAAAUUGAACGGGCCCUUUUCGAAAAACCCCCUUUUUCUUAAUUAUAUUAAUUUAUAUUACACCCCGCGACAAACGAUAGCACAUCAAUAUUUUUACCAGUUUUGUCUACUUUUCUUUUGAUCUUUUUAAGGUUAAUUAUUUUUAUA